This is a messenger RNA of Schistocerca gregaria, 756 nucleotides long. RefSeq lists its product as uncharacterized. The coding region runs from base 1 to 756 and encodes 251 amino acids. The record is from RefSeq and is a predicted model, not a curated record. Lineage: Eukaryota; Metazoa; Arthropoda; Insecta; Orthoptera; Acrididae. The transcript has 4 exons.
AUGGGAGGCAUCUUAACCCUUUCAGACCCCUUGUCCAUUUCAAUGGACACUACUUGUCGAGAUCUCAAUGGUUGUUUUUACUUGUGUGCUUGUAAUAUAUCUCUGCUAUAUGAAAAUAACUUCUCUGAUGCAACUGUGCCUUUUUUUUUUUGUAAUGUAGGGGAUGAAACUAAUUUAUUUUACAUUACCAAAGAAUUUUAUCAUAUUGAGAGUGAUCCUUCCCAAAUGCUGGAUUUGCUGUCAGGUGAGGUUUCUGACUUCGAGCUCUCAAAAAACGAUGAAAGUGGCCUUGAUGAUGCAGAAUGUAUUCCACAAUGCACUAGACCUGGUGCUGAUGUCACAAACUACGAAGAGGAACAACUGGAGGACGAUAGUUGCAGCACAAAAGAAGAUGACCAAAAUCAUAUAUAUGCACAGGACUCAAAUGUUAAAGACUCCAUUAUUCCAUCUGAGUGGGUAUUUAGUGAAAAAAAAAGUGAUAUUAGAUGGAGAAGAAAAUCGCCUACACUCCAAAGCACACCUGUAGGUGAAGACCAGUAUUCAGUGCAGCCAUCAGAGUGUGAUAUGACACCCAUUGAAUAUUUUUCAGAGUACAUUUGUCAUGCUUGCUUAGAAAAUAUGGUUGAAAAAACCAACAUGUAUGCAUUGCUACAUGGGAAAACAUUCACACCGACAAAUGUAAUGGAAAUAAAGGCUUUCCUAGGACUUCAUAUAAUUAUGGGAUGCUUGAAAUAUCCCAGAGUUAGAAUGUAUUGA